CAACUUGCAGCAGCGCGAGACGACUUCUUCAGCCGAAACGCUUCGUAGUCACCGAAGAAAACUAUCUGGAGAGACACCGGGCUGUUAACGAAUCGAGCCAAAAUGUCGAAGAUUUUCUACUCUGAAAAAUACAGCGACGACGACUUCGAGUACAGACAUGUUGUGCUUCCGAAGUACAUGAGCAAACUGGUGCCCACCUCCCACCUGAUGACCGAGCAGGAAUGGAGAGGACUGGGGGUCCAGCAGAGUCAAGGCUGGAUUCACUACAUGAUUCACAAACCAGAGCCACACAUACUGCUUUUCAGGAGGCCUCUUCCAAAAGAACACACAAAUCCGUCGGUGCAAUAGCUGCUGCAGCCUUUUGCUGACUUUCAAUGUCUUUGGUCCAGACAUCUCUCCUGCAUAUGUUGAAAUGCAUUGCUUAGAUUAUUUUUUUGUAUAGUGGUUCUGUAUAUGCUGUUCUUUCAAACUCCCUCAGUUUUUAGAGGCAAUGAGAGAAAUGGUUCUAUUUAACUGUGAAUGAAAGCCUUAUGGUCCCUGUGAAGGUAAAGAGUAUUUG
Molecule: messenger RNA, 559 nt
Organism: Salarias fasciatus (jewelled blenny)
Lineage: Eukaryota; Metazoa; Chordata; Actinopteri; Blenniiformes; Blenniidae
Gene: cks2
Product: CDC28 protein kinase regulatory subunit 2
Exons: 3
Coding region: 103-348 (81 amino acids)
Molecular function (GO): cyclin-dependent protein serine/threonine kinase regulator activity
Source: RefSeq, a predicted model, not a curated record